AUGUCGUUCUCGGCGCUGCAGUCCCCGCUGGCCGGCCGCUGCCUGCGUCUGCGGGCAGCCAAGUCGCCGGCGCCGCGCGGGCCGCCGGCCGUCCAGGCCAGCGCCCGCGUGGACAGGUCCUCCAAGAGCGACGUUAUCGUGUCGCCGUCGAUCCUCUCAGCGGAUUUCUCGCGACUGGGAGAGGAGAUCAAGGCCAUCGACCAGGCGGGCUGCGAUUGGGUGCACGUGGACGUCAUGGACGGCCGUUUCGUGCCCAACAUCACGAUCGGCCCGCUGGUGGUCGACGCCAUCAGGCCCGUCACGGACAAAGUGCUGGAUUGCCACCUGAUGAUUGUUGAGCCGGAGCAGCGUGUCGCCGACUUUGCCAAAGCUGGGGCGGACAUCAUCUCUGUCCAUUGUGAACAGUCAGCGACUAUCCAUCUGGACAGGGUGCUGAACCAGAUUAAAGACCUGGGCUGCAAGGCUGGCGUUGUGCUCAACCCCGCCACGUCCCUGAGCGAGAUCGAGCAUGUGCUUGGAGUGGCCGACCUUGUCCUCAUCAUGUCUGUCAACCCAGGUUUUGGUGGCCAGAAGUUCAUCCAGUACCAGAUCCCCAAGAUCAAGAAGUUGAAGGAGAUGUGCAAUGAGCAGGGUGUCAACCCAUGGAUUGAGAUUGACGGUGGGGUGAGCCCAGCCAAUGCCAAAGAGGUGAUUGAGGCUGGCUGCAAUGCCAUUGUUGCUGGAUCUGCAGUGUUCAAGUCUCCAUCGUAUGCUGAAGCCAUAUCGGGAAUCAAGAAUGCGGCCAAGGUGCCAGCGAUGGCGUGA
This is a messenger RNA of Ostreobium quekettii, 804 nucleotides long. NCBI's taxonomy places the organism in Eukaryota, Viridiplantae, Chlorophyta, Ulvophyceae, Bryopsidales, Ostreobiaceae. The record is from the annotation of a GenBank genome assembly.